Trichoplusia ni (cabbage looper) is the source of this 1816-nucleotide messenger RNA. RefSeq names its product protein atonal homolog 7-like. Bases 1141 to 1716 code for a protein of 191 amino acids. The record is from RefSeq and is a predicted model, not a curated record. Gene Ontology annotation, molecular function: protein dimerization activity. The transcript has a single exon. Lineage: Eukaryota; Metazoa; Arthropoda; Insecta; Lepidoptera; Noctuidae.
GGUCAAUGCAAUCGGUGAAGAGAAUUAAAAUGAAAAGGUCUUGAGAUGACUUGAGAUGUGGGCAGGAUUGAGGCAAAAAAUAUAAUUUUUAAAUAUCAUAUUACUCAACAAAAAGCCGAAGGGCCAAAUUGCAAGAAGCAAUAUGCAGGUAGGCAGAUUACAUAAGUAAUGACAUUUGCGUCACCAAUGAUCGCCUACACAUGACUUUAUCAUGGCCCACGUAGGAACAGUCGAGUACUUCAUCUGCAAGGUCGGUAAACAAUUAGUAGAUGCAGAGCCUUCGCGGCGGAAAUGCCGAAUCGAAUAUGCAAAUGAUAUCAGUCCGAUUACUACCCAUUACCCAAUGAGUUAUGUGGCUUGAAGUUGUUCAUUCAUUGUGACCGCGGUACAGUUGAGCGCUAAAGUUUUCCGCUAGAGAUAUGCCAGUGCAUGUGUACUUAAGUAUGAAAAACGUAGUUGUAGUUAUUUAUGAGUAGAUAUUACUAAUAGUUGUAUUAAAUUUUUGAUUAAAUACUUAUAGAAUUGCACAAUUUGAUUAGAACUAAAAAUAAAUGUUUUAUAACUAUUGAAAAUCAUGUGUCAAAAAGUAAAACCGCAAUUAGAAAAUCAGGCGUUAGUUUUAGUAGUUGGGAUCGACAAGAUUUAGCAAGAUAUUUCACUAUUGCAGCGUCUGUUGUGGCCUAUAUAUGCCUUAUCUUAUCAGGAAACAUCUACAAUGUGUGAUUACCUUGGUCGAUAUCUCUGGCACCUGUAACGGAGCUGAAACUCACUCUCACUAUCACAAACAGCACCAUCAUGCACAACAACAACAUUGUGUUUUAAGCUUAUCUAUCAACAUACGUAUAUCGUACCUUAUCUUGGAAAAUGCUGAUUAUUUUGCACUACUCCAAAAAUUCACAAGUAAUUGUGUCCUAACUCAGACGCAAAGACUGCUUAGGUACUUGCAAGUCAUCGUUUUAUGACAGAUCUAAUUAAUAUUUUGUUCCGAAAAUAAAUUGUCAUUGCUUUAUUAUAACGUAACGUUACUCAUCCUUUAUUUACCCUGGGUUUGGUUUAAAAUUUAAUAGGUAUGUUUAUCAUCACUGAGUAGUUUUUAAUUGCAAUGUAACUCAGUGCUAAAAGCUCCUCGCGCGAUUGUACAUGAACGGAGCGGGGCGAGUGGGCGGAGUGAGCGUAUUUUUCUUGCGUCGUGGUCGCGCGGGCGGCGUGGUCGCGUGGGGCGGCCGGCGGCGUCACUCCAUGCCGGAUCACGACAAGUAUCAGCUGCGACCGCGGGCCGCGCGCAGCCGCGAGCCGCGCGCGCGCCGCACGCCGCAGCCGCUCAGCAAGUACCGCCGCAAGACCGCCAACGCGCGCGAGCGCAGCCGCAUGCGCGAGAUCAACCGCGCCUUCGAGACGCUGCGCCGCGCCGUGCCCGCCGCCGCCAUCACGGGCGCGCCCGUGCCCUGCGAGAAGCUCACCAAGAUCACCACGCUGCGGCUGGCCAUGCGCUACAUCAGCGCGCUGGCGGCGGCGCUGGACGCGGGCCCGGAGGCGGGCGCGGGGCUGCGGCCGGAGCGCUGGCCCUCGCCGCUGAGCUCCGAGCUCUCGGGCUUCAGCACGGAGCCCGAGCUGGAGCUGGAGACGCCCUCCGAGUUCGCCGAGGACUCGCUGUCGCCCUUCGACUCGUUCUUCGCCGAGUUCGACUGCGACUACAUCGACAGGACAUUCGCGUGAUAGUGUUGUGAGUGACGUCACUGCCGGACUAUUUCCAAUUAGGUACUAUUUAAUUCUCCUUUUGCCAUACUAUUAAUUAUUAACUUUAUUUUAUUUUGUA